Molecule: messenger RNA, 2952 nt
Organism: Hypanus sabinus (Atlantic stingray)
Lineage: Eukaryota; Metazoa; Chordata; Chondrichthyes; Myliobatiformes; Dasyatidae
Product: trichohyalin-like
Exons: 3
Coding region: 1-2952 (983 amino acids)
Source: RefSeq, a predicted model, not a curated record
AUGUUGCCAACUUUGUCAGCCAGUGGACAGAACAGCAGGGAGGAGGAGGAGGAUGGGGAGAGGAAGAAGGUGAGGGAUGAUGUCAGGAGGAGGCACGAAGCAGAGGACAGGGCCUGGCAGGAGGAGAAGGAAAGAUUGAAGAGGGAAGAAGAAGAUGAGGAUGAAGAAGAGCUGUACAACACAGGAAGUGAGGAGGAGGAAGAGGAAGUGGAGGAGGUGGAAACUGCACUGCAGAACCAGGCAAAAAUCGAGGAUGGCGAGGCGACUGAGGGGGGACGAGAGACAGGAGUGGCAGAAGAGCCAAGGGAGGCCGACGAGGACGCAAAGGGUGCAGAACUCCAGGAGACAGAGUUGAGUAAAACAGAGGGUGAAGAAACGGAGAAAACUGAAGAGGGAAGCAAGGUGAGCGAGGAAGAAGAGGAUAAAGGCCAAAGGAAAGAGGAAAGGGAGGAGGAAGAGGGAAUGGAAAAGGAAGUGAUGAGUAAAACAGAAGGAGAGGAGAGAAACACACAGGAGGGGGGACAGGAGGAUACAGAAAAAAGCAAACGGGAGACACAGAGUCAAGGCGAAGAAGUUGAAAUGGAAAAGGAUGAACGGAUGAGUGAAAUGGAAGAACUCCCAAGAGAGGAAAGAGCAGAGGAAGAACUGAGAGAGGAAAUUAAUGGAGAGGAAGACAAAAGGGAUGAAGAACCUCCAAAAGAGGAACGAGAGGAGGAAGAACUGAGAGAGAAAAUGGACAGGGAGGAAGACAAAAGGGAUGAAGAACCUUCAAAAAUGGAACGAGAGGAGGAAGAACUGAGAGAGAAGAUGGACAGGGAGGAGGACAAGAGGGAUGAAGAACCUCCAAAAGAGGAACGAGAGGAGGAACUGAGAGAGAAAAUGGACAGGGAGGAAGACAAGAGGGAUGAAGAUCCUCCAAAAGGGGAACGAGAGGAGGAAGAACUGAGAGGGAAAAUGAACAGGGAGGAGGACAAGAGGGCCGAAGAAUUCCCAAAAGAGGAACGAGAGGAGGAAGAACUGAGAGAGAAAAUGGACAGGGAGGAAGACAAGAGGGAUGAAGAAUUCCCAAAAGAGGAACAAGAGGAAGAAGAACUGAGAGAGAAAAUGGACAGAGAGGAGGACAAGAGGGAUGAAGAUCCUCCAAAAGAGGAACAAGAGGAAGAAGAACUGAGAGAGAAAAUGGACAGAGAGGAGGACAAGAGGGAUGAAGAUCCUCCAAAAGAGGAACGAGAGGAGGAAGAACUGAGAGAGAAGAUGGACAGGGAGGAGGACAAGAGGGCCGAAGAAUUCCCAAAAGAGGAACGAGAGGAGGAAGAACUGAGAGAGAAAAUGGACAGGGAGGAAGACAAGAGGGAUGAAGAAUUCCCAAAAGAGGAACAAGAGGAAGAAGAACUGAGAGAGAAAAUGGACAGAGAGGAGGACAAGAGGGAUGAAGAUCCUCCAAAAGAGGAACGAGAGGAGGAAGAACUGAGAGAGAAAAUGGACAGAGAGGAGGACAAGAGGGAUGAAGAUCCUCCAAAAGAGGAACGAGAGGAGGAAGAACUGAGAGGGAAAAUGAACAGGGAGGAGGACAAGAGGGCCGAAGAAUUCCCAAAAGAGGAACGAGAGGAGGAAGAACUGAGAGAGAAAAUGGACAGGGAGGAAGACAAGAGGGAUGAAGAAUUCCCAAAAGAGGAACAAGAGGAAGAAGAACUGAGAGAGAAAAUGGACAGAGAGGAGGACAAGAGGGAUGAAGAUCCUCCAAAAGAGGAACGAGAGGAGGAAGAACUGAGAGAGAAAAUGAACAGGGAGGAGGACAAGAGGGCCGAAGAAUUCCCAAAAGAGGAAGGAGAGGAGGAAGAACUGAGAGAGAAAAUGGACAGGGAGGAAGACAAGAGGGAUGAAGAAUUCCCAAAAGAGGAACAAGAGGAAGAAGAACUGAGAGAGAAAAUGGACAGAGAGGAGGACAAGAGGGAUGAAGAUCCUCCAAAAGAGGAACGAGAGGAGGAAGAACUGAGAGAGAAAAUGAACAGGGAGGAGGACAAGAGGGCCGAAGAAUUCCCAAAAGAGGAAGGAGAGGAGGAAGAACUGAGAGAGAAAAUGGACAGAGAGGAGGAAAAGAAGGGAGGACAGAAGGGAGAGAAGGGCAAGAAUGAUGAAGAACUCCCCAGAGAAGAAAGAAAGGAGGAAGAACUGAGAGAGAAAAUUGACAGAGAGGAGGAAAAGAAGGGAGAGAAGGGCAAGAAUGAUGAAGAACUCCCCAGAGAAGAAAGAAAGGAGGAAGAACUGAGAGAGAAAAUGGAAAGAGAGGAAAAGGACACUGGAGAUAGUGAGGCAAAAAGUGAAGAGGAGUUAAAAACAGGAGGGGAUGAAGAGAGUGGUAAAACAAGGGGCCAAGUAGAGGAAGGGAGGGUUAUAAUGGGUGAACAGAAAGAGCUGGAGGAGGAAGGGAAUGACACAUGUGAGAUAGUUUAUGAGGAGGUGGAAGACAGCGAGGAAGAAGAGGAUGAGGAAGUACAGGAAGCAAAGAUGAGAGAAGAGAGGAUUAAGGAAGAUGAGGGUAGGGGGGAGGAGGAGAAAGUGAGGGAGGAGGAGGAGAUGGGGGAAGAACAGAGGAUGAACGAGGAACAGAGGCUGAAUGAAGAGAGGAAGGAGGUAGAGAGGAAGGAGGAGAAGAUGAGGGAGGAAGAAAGGAUGAAGGGGGAAGGGCAAAGAAAAGAGGAAGGACAAAUGAGAGAAGACUGGAGAACCACAGAGGAUGAAGAACAAAGGAAGCAGAGAGAGAAAGAGGAAUUGAGGCUGAGGGAAGGUAUGGCAGGAGAGGUGGAGAGGGCAGGAGAAGAGGAGAGGGCAGGGGAGGUAGAGAGGACAGGGGAGGUGGAUAGAGAAAGGGAGGUGAAGCCGGCAGGAGAAAUGGAGAGAGCAGAAGAGGAGAGGGCAAGAGAAGAGGAGAGGGGAGGAGAGACCGAGUGA